GUUAAAUAUUUAAAUUUUAAUAAUUAUUGUUUAGCUUGUUGUAGAUAGCAUAAUGGCAACGACUGCUAGCUCAAUUCCUCAACGGACUUUCAAAACCGACCCAAAUUCACCUUUAUGGAAAUAUGUCAAAAUAACAGACCAAGUAAAAGGUGGUGGAACAUUUAAUUGGAUAUGCAACUUUUGUAGUGUGAAAAAAACUAGCUCCUACAGCCGUGUCAAAGCCCAUUUUUGUGCCAUUCCCCAACAAGGAAUCAAACCAUGUCCAGGAAGGGAUGGAAAUGGGUUGCCACCUCAACAAAUAGCAGGAUUUAUUAGAGAGCAAGAGGAAGCAGAUGCAAGAGUUGGUAAUGCCUCAAACCAUCCUUUGUUGAAAGAAAGAGGAAGUAGAUCAAAGAGGCCCCCUACUUCUCCAUCUCAGAGUAAUUUUCCUGAUAUCAUGGUACAGAGCCACCCAUUCUUAGGCAUAAUUGAUGAAGAAGAACCUGUUAUUGUGAAGAAAAGCAGGGGACCAUUAGAGAGAGCAUUUAAAAAUGAUGCUAGAGAGAUUGCAGAUCAAUCCGUUGGAAGAUGUCUAUAUGCAAAUGGUUUGUCAUUUAAUGUGGUACAAUCACCAUAUUGGCAAGAUAUGUUGAGAAAGGUAAAUGAGGCUACACAAGGGUACACAGGGCCAGGUUAUGAGAAGGUGUGUAGCACCUUACUAGCAAAGGAGGUAAAAAACUUAGAAAAUGCAUUGGCUCCCAUUAGAAAUUCAUGGAAACAAACAGGGGUGUCCAUCAUUUCUGAUGGAUGGAAGGAUACCAAAAAUUGACCAUUAAUUAAUGUAAUUGCAGUGUGUCCUAAAGGGGCAAUGUUUCUGAAAGCCGUGGAUUGUGAGGGACAGGUGAAGGAUGCACAAUUUAUUGCUAACAUCCUUAUACAAUGCAUUCAAGAUGUGGGACCUCAAAAUGUUGUCCAAGUAAUAACAGACAAUGCAAAGAAUUGUAGAGCUGUAGGAAUGUUGAUUGAGACACUGUUUGAACACAUAUAUCAGACACCUUGUGCUGUCCACUCUCUCAACCUCAUGCUACAGAAGAUGGGCAGGAAAAUAAAUUGGAUCAAACAAAUUUAUGCCGAGGCCGAAGAGAUCCAAAUGUUCAUCACAAACCAUAGCAUGUCACAAGCCAUUUUCAAAUCAUUUUCAAAGUUGGAGUUGCUAAAGGUUGCCGAGACUCGAUUUGCAUCCAACACAAUCGUCUUGAGGUGACUUGCGAAGGUGCGGGAGCCACUUGCUAGCAUGGUAAUUAGUCAAAGUUGGUCCCUAUGGAGGCAAUCCAAUACUGAAAGGGCAACAAAUGUAAAACACAUGAUCCUAGAUGACACUUGGUGGGAUCGAGUGGAAUAUCUUUUGAGUUUCACUGAGCCCAUCAUGAGUAUGAUCCAUUAUACUGACACGGAUCACCCAUGUUUGGGAGAGGUAUAUGAUGGCAUUGACUCGAUGAUUGAGGAAAUGAAAAUCAUCAUCAAUGCAAAAGAGUAAGAUCUCGAAGAAACUUUCUUCAAAGAGGUUCAAUCUAUUUGUGUUGAGCGGUGGAACAAAAUGACCACCCCACUACAUCUUCUUGCAUUUGCAUUGACUCCCAAAUUUUAUAGUGAUGAAAUGCUUGCUAAGUCAUCAAGGGUACCACCAUAUAGAGAUUCAGAAGUUAGUGAAGGGUGUAGGACAGCACUUACUAAACUCUUCCCCGAUUCUGAAAUGGAGGAUUUAAUGUCAAGUGAGUUUGCUGAUUUUGUAGCCUCCAAUGGUCAAAGUGUUGCCACUCUCCGUGACAAGUAUAAGAAGGAUGCUCAUGCUUGGUGGUACCUUAAUGGCCAUACAUCACCAAACCUUCAAACUCUUGCAAUCAAACUUUUAUCGCAAGUGAGUUUCUUAAUUUUUAUUGCUCUCUAAAUUUAUAUUUUUUACUAUUGUCACCCUCUAACUUUGUGUCAAUUAUUCAAUAGGUUGCCAGUUCCUCUUCAUCUGAGCGAAAUUGGAGCACAUACUCCUUUAUACACUCAGUGAAAUGCAACCGAUUGGGCAGCAAGUAAGGCGGAAGAGCUAGUUUAUGUGCAUUCAAACUUGCGCCUUCUUACUCAUAAACAAAAAGAGUACAAGGAUGGGAGCACAAAGUUUUGGGAUGUAGAUCUAGAGCGAACUGAUUUGGAUUUUUCAGCUGCCACACAAUCUUUACUUUCUGGGGAGUCCAAUAGCCAAUUUGCUGCUAGUGCAAGUGGUAGUGAGGCUGCAUGUGGUUCCACUACUCUAGCUACAUCAUCUAAUGUCAAUGAUGAUGUUGAUCUUGAUCUUCCUAGUGAUCCAUAUGAUGCUGAUUAUUAAUUGUGUUAUUUUAUUGUUGAACCAAUGAACAAGGAAUUCGAUAUAUCGAUCAUAACUGAUUCAAAUUUUGACAAAUGGA
This is a messenger RNA of Cryptomeria japonica (Japanese cedar), 2435 nucleotides long. RefSeq lists its product as uncharacterized. Lineage: Eukaryota; Viridiplantae; Streptophyta; Pinopsida; Cupressales; Cupressaceae. The transcript has 2 exons. The record is from RefSeq and is a predicted model, not a curated record. The coding region runs from base 53 to 808 and encodes 251 amino acids.